Molecule: messenger RNA, 1737 nt
Organism: Dictyostelium purpureum
Lineage: Eukaryota; Evosea; Eumycetozoa; Dictyosteliales; Dictyosteliaceae
Exons: 5
Coding region: 1-1737 (578 amino acids)
Biological process (GO): cristae formation
Source: RefSeq, a predicted model, not a curated record
AUGGAUCGAAUUGAUAAAGAUAUCUUAAAAGAUUUUGAUGAUAAAAUCAAAGCCAACAGCAAUGAUGAUGAUUCAGAUUCAGGUGACGAAAAAUUCGAAAAACAGCUCAACAAUAUAGAUUUUUAUGCAGUUUUAAAUAUACCAAGAAAUGCAUCAGCUGAUGAAAUUAAAAUAGCAUAUAAAAAAUUAGCAUUUACAUAUCAUCCAGAUAAGCAAGCUGAUGAAGCAUUAAAAAAAGAAACCCAAGAAUUAUUUACAUUGAUUACCAUGGCAAAAGAUAUCCUCUCUGAUCCUAAAUUAAGAGCAAUUUAUGAUAAAUUUGGUUUGGAAGGUUUGGAGCAUUCAAAAGCAAUUGUAAAUAAAUAUAAAGAAGUAGAUACAUUACUUAAAGCACUUGACCGUAUUAAAAAAGAAAGUGAAGAAGAAAAGUUAAUUGAACAAUUUUCUGCCACCGGUUCACAAUCAAUUUCUUUAGGAUAUCAUCGUGAUUAUAAUCUUUUCUUUUUUAAAACUUUAAAAUCAGAAUCUACAUUUAAUAUCCAAACUAAAAAAUUUGGUAGUUUCGAAAUCAUUCCCUCAAUUACAAAAAAAAAGAAUAACUAUACAUGGUUUGGUUUAGCAACAACAUACAGAUAUGCAGUUAAUUCAAAUUCAGAGUUAUUUUUUACAAAUACAUAUGAAGAAAUUGGAGGUAACUCCCAAACUAUUGGUAUAAAGUCAAUGUUAACUCAAAACAGUUAUGGUUCAAUUUAUGGUUGCGUAGAAAAUGGAGUUCCAAGAAGAGCUGGAGUUAUUUUAACUAAAACAUUAUCACCAACAGUUCAAGCAGUAGCUAGAUGUGCAGUUUCAAGAGAGUUUCAUACAGCAUCGUUAUUAUUAAAGAGAGUUGUUCAAAAGAGAAUAUUUGAACUAUCAUUAGAUUAUCACACAUUAUCAGGUUUACACGCAUCAAUAACAAGAAUAAUCCCAAUUUCAAAGAAAUCUAAACUUUUUGUUUCAAUUGGUGGAUACAAUGGAUUAACUGCCUGGAAUGAUUAUGGCGCUACAGGUUUAACCAUCUCACUAAAUAGAAGACUUUCAAAGGUAUUUGAAAUUGAUUUCUCUAUGCAAAUUACUCCAUCUAGAUUCCUCUAUGUUAUUGGAUUCCAUCAUCGUUAUCAAGCUAUUCAAAUUCCAAUUCCAAUUUAUAGCGAUAGCGAUAUAUCAUGGAAAAGCUCAUUGCUUUUCUUUACUGUACCAACUGUAGCUUAUACUCUUGUUAGACAACUCGUAAUUAGACCUUUACUUAGAAAGAAAGAAGAAAAAAAGAUAAAAGAAAAGAAAGAGAAAUACGCUGAACAAGCUAGAAAAUCAAAGAGAAAGGCUGAAAUGGAUAUAUUAUUGGUCUCUGUAUUGGUCGAAAAUAAAAUUAAAAAAGAAAAAACAAAGAAUGGUUUAAUUAUUCAAGAGGCUAUCUAUGGUAAAAUUAACGAAAAACUCGAUAGUUCCGACCCAUUCAGCGCUGAAUUCCCACCAUAUGUCGAUGUCACUGUUCCACUUCAAUACUUGGUUGAAGAAAGUAAAUUAGAGCUUCAUUCAAAUAAUAAAAAAUCUGAUUUACUCGGUUUCUGGGAUCCAAGAAUUGGUGAAGAAAAACAAUUAAAAGUUACCUAUUUCUUCCAAAACAAAUUGCACAGAGUAGUUGUAAAUGAUAGUGAUCAAUUAUUAAUUCCUUUAAAAUCCCACCUUAUUCAAUAA